Nicotiana attenuata is the source of this 1649-nucleotide messenger RNA. RefSeq lists its product as uncharacterized. The coding region runs from base 172 to 1278 and encodes 368 amino acids. The record is from RefSeq and is a predicted model, not a curated record. Lineage: Eukaryota; Viridiplantae; Streptophyta; Magnoliopsida; Solanales; Solanaceae. The transcript is spliced from 2 exons.
CGAUAUUGGUUUUUCUAUCCUUCAUAAAGAUAUCAAAUUUCUUGAGAUUCUUUGUUAGUAUUUGUCAUAAUGAGCCAUCCAUCUGAGAUACAAUAACUUGAGUUAAUUUAUGAAGUGAGAGAAAACUCUCCCUUGUUGUUAUCAAAGAGUCCAUAGCCAGUGCAAUUUCCGAUGAGCAAUCUCAUCAUCAACUCUGAUGGGGCGCCACCUCAUCACAUACCCCCAAAAACCCCCGACAUUCCUAUUGAUUGCCACCGUGAGAAACAAACAACACCUUCCCCAUCUUUCAAAGACAAACUAUUGGCCACGGAUUUAAUAGAAGAAACUAUCCAAACAAGCCCAGAAAUCACCUACUCUACUACACCGUUAUUCUACCACCAAAAUGAAGAAACUAACCAAACGGACCUAAUGCUAGAAGAUACCCUUCCCUCCAGUGUAAGUAAGCAAAUUUCAACCAUUUCCUUAACAAAAGGAAUAAAGAAAAUUACCCUGACAGUGGAGGAUAGGAAUAGAAUGUACACUCCAUGGAAAUUUUCAGUGAUUAUUAAAUUGCUAGGCAAAAGAAUUCCACACCAAUAUCUAAAAGAAAAAAUCACCCAUCUAUGGAAACCCACUGAAAUUUUUCCCCUAACAGACCUAGGCCAUGAUUUUUUCAUUGUCAAAUUCUCCAAGGAAGAAAAUAUGAUCACAGCCCUCCACAGUGGUCCAUGGUUUAUCAACGGAUACUUUUUGUCAACAAGGCAAUGGGAACCAAAUUUUGUGGCAGGGAAGGCUAAGCAAAUUCAUACAGCUAUAUGGGUCCGUCUGCCCCAACUACCCACUGAAUUUUAUGACGGAUUGAUCUUGAAAAAAAUUGGUAAUUCUAUAGGAAAAUUACUAAAAAUUGAUGCAUGCACCAGCUCCACUCUUAGAGGCCGCUAUGCACGACUUUGUGUGGAACUUCCACUAGAUCAACCGGUCCAACAGAGUAUCCUAGUUGGAUCCCAUCUCCAACAACUAGUCUAUGAAGGAGUUAACUUCCUAUGCAAAAACUGUGGCUACCUUGGACAUACAGCUACCUCAUGCACGAUUACCACAUCAAAAAUUACAAAACUACAAGAUCCCACAGCCCAGGAACGAGGUAAAGAAGUACAAAGCCCAGAUAUUGCCACACCACCUGAAGAGCAGUGGCAAGUGGUGUCUUUUUCACCAGGCGGAGAAACCCAAGAAUACAAGACCCUGUCGAAGGCAAGCAAAAAAAUUCCCCGGAAAAAUCCAAAGUACCAAGUAACAGUAUAGACGUUAAAAUUUAUGAUGCAGCUACUGGUCACUACUGAGGAAAUUGCAGAAUCCGCCGAUCCGGCAUAGCUUCAGAGAAGGGAACAAAGUAGCGCACUUUUUGGCAAAUGAUGGAUACAAACAACCAGUUAGCUCCACCCCCCAUCUGAUGGAACGACCUCCUUACUCCAUUUUGCAAAUCCUCGAAAAAGACAAGACUGGAGGCACUUAUAGUAGGACUUUAUCUACGGAUGUAAUUUCCAAACUAGUAGAAUUUGGAAAUCCUUUUGUAAAUGGCUCUACUAAUAUCGGCAGUACGGUAGAACAAUCUAUGAUUGUGCCCAAUAGGGCCUCCUAUCCCUGUAAUAGUACUAGUUAAGUUUUAAUAAUAA